Messenger RNA from Marmota flaviventris (yellow-bellied marmot), 1620 nucleotides. RefSeq names its product flagellum associated containing coiled-coil domains 1 (gene Flacc1). Gene Ontology annotation, cellular component: cytoplasm. The record is from RefSeq and is a predicted model, not a curated record. NCBI's taxonomy places the organism in Eukaryota, Metazoa, Chordata, Mammalia, Rodentia, Sciuridae.
GGAAGGAACCAUUGGGAAAAACAAAUCUUCAAGCAGUCCAAGCAAAAACCUUCUAAAAGAUCUAGCAGCCAAGGCUGCUCCUGACCUGGGGACAUGUACCACAACCCUCUCAUCUACUGUACCUGCUGGGACCCCUGGAACUUGGGACCACGGAAGCUAAUCAAGACCCUUCAGCCACCAAACAAGGCCCCUACCAGGAAGUCCAAGUUAACUCCUCUUCUACCGGCUACAAAAGAACAGAAUUACCUCCAAUCCCAACCAUCAACAAAACCUGUUGAUGUCCCAAAAGUGAAAACCAACGUAGGAAGGCAAGAGGAGGGUUGUAAGUCACCUUAUGAAGUGAUCAAUGUGUCACCUGGCUAUCAACUUGCCCGGAAUCGGGAACAGAUUUCUGUCACCUUGGGGGAUGAAAUGUUUGGUAGGAAAAAGCGGUUGGAAUCUGAGAUGAUGGACAAAUUCAACAUGUCCAGGACCAAUAUAAUUAGUGACCUUGAAGAGCAGAUCUCAGAGCUGACAGCAUUAAUAGAACAGAUGAACAGAGAUCACCAGGCUGACCAGAAAUUGCUUUUUAAUGAAAUGGAACUCCAGUGUGCUGAGAUGAAACAGAACUUUGAAAACAAGAACAGGGAGCUCAGAAAGGCUCACAGAACAGAGCUCAGUGAGUUAGAGAACAAGUACAAAGAAGCGUUGAAGGCAGAGAAGGCAGCUUCCCGGGGAAAACUAGAGGAGAUGGAAAAGGAGUAUAAGUAUUUGAAGAAUAUGUUUCAUAUGUAUCAGGACAGCAUUUAUGAUGAAAUAGAAGAAAAAUGGUCAAAGCGGAAAGCAGAAUGGGAGAAGGAUGAGAAGUUGGAGAGGGAAAAGAUCCUGCUGCAACAGAAACACAAGAUGACAAAAAAGUUCGAGUUAGAGUCAGAAGAAGAAAAAAAGAAAAUAACUGAAUCCUACAGUGCUUCUGUUGAGAACCUCAUUAGCGAGAAGGAGGAGCUCUUGAAACAACAUGAAAGCGACACCCUGCAAUUACAGGAGCUGAGUAAGACCAAAGCGAUCAUGGAGGAAGAGUUGCACGCACAAGCUAUUAUUCUAGAGUCGCUUAACGCGCACCUCUACCAAACACAGAUGGAACUCCAGAAAGAGAAAGCCACAGUGGGAAAUCUUGAGAAGAUGUUCCAGAUCAAGCUUGCUGAAGCUAAUGAAAAGCAUAAGCACACCAUAGAGAGCCUGACAGAGGAAAACCUUCUUCUAAGGCAAAAGAUUGCCAAGAAUGGAGAAGAAGUUUAUGAAAGACAAUCUGGAACCUUGCCCUCUUUAGCCAGUUAUGAGUAUAAUUAUGAUUAUGACAUUGAAUAUGGCAACAAAAAACAAGAAUCAUAAACAAAAAGUUGUUCUCCUUGUCCAAAGAUGGUAGGAACACCAUCCCUAAAGCCUAUGGAACUCCUGGGGGUGGGGUGGGCGGAGAGGGUUUCUUGAGAAAAUGCAUAUGAUUAGUUGAGUUCUUGGGUUGUUCUGACUAUGUUUUUGUCUUUUCACAAUUUGCUUUUUUUCUGAAUGGGAAUGUUUAAAUUCUCAAUAGCAGAGCUUCUCAUCGACUCUUCAUUAAAAAUAGAUGUUCUCUAUCCUGAA